AUCAUGUCAGUGAGGAAUCACAGCUUUGUGACAGGGUUUGUCAUCGUUGGUUUCCCGGGUCUUCAGCCAGAGUUCUACAGCCUUGCCUCAACUGUAUUAUUCCUCGUUUAUUGUUGCAUUUUAAUAGGAAAUAUUGCUGUUCUUAUCUUGUUUGCAACUCAUAACGUUCUCCAUAAACCAAUGUAUUUUAUCAUUUUGAAUCUGGUUGUGUCUGACGUACUAUUCAGCACCACCACUUUACCAAAGAUUAUUGCCAGAUAUUGGUUUCAGGCAGGAGCAAUUUCUAUCUUUGGUUGUUUCUUGCAAAUGUACUUAGUUCACUAUUUUGGAUCCGUAACUAGCUUUCUCCUCUUGAUAAUGGCUUUAGAGCGAUACGUGUCAAUCUGUUUCCCACUCAGAUACCCAAUGAUUGUCAACAACUCAACUAUUCAUAUACUCAAUGUCACUGCGUGGGUGCUUGCACACCUUCCCUCUCUUUCAAUGGUAAUUAGGGCCUAUCCUCUUCCUUACUGUGACUCAAAUAAAAUCAUGCAGUGCUACUGUGAUCAUAUCGCUAUAACAACGCUUGCAUGCACUGAUAGGGCCCCUUAUAGUUUUCCUGCUUUUGUUGUAGCAAUGGUGGUAUUACUGGGACCUCUUGCUUUUAUUAUAUUCUCAUAUUGCUCUAUUAUUGUGGCAGUUGUUCAGAUUGCGAGCACACAAGGCCGCCUCAAAACCCUUUCUACCUGCAGUGGUCAGCUGAUCAUCAUUGCCCUGUAUUAUCUCCCCAGGUGUUUUAUUUAUCUGUCCAGUAAUAUCGGCAUUAGAUUCAGCACUGAUUUACGUAUUGUUAUUAUCAUGUUGUAUAGCCUGCUCCCUCCCAUGAUCAAUCCACUGAUAUACUGUCUAAGAACUAAGGAAAUAAAACAGAUAAUGAUCAAGCGUUUUAGAACAAUACAAGUGCACGUUCAAUAA
Salvelinus fontinalis (brook trout) is the source of this 954-nucleotide messenger RNA. Its product is annotated as olfactory receptor 2AT4-like. The record is from RefSeq and is a predicted model, not a curated record. Gene Ontology annotation, molecular function: olfactory receptor activity; G protein-coupled receptor activity. NCBI's taxonomy places the organism in Eukaryota, Metazoa, Chordata, Actinopteri, Salmoniformes, Salmonidae. Gene Ontology annotation, biological process: G protein-coupled receptor signaling pathway. Gene Ontology annotation, cellular component: membrane. The transcript has a single exon. Bases 4 to 954 code for a protein of 316 amino acids.